Saccostrea cuccullata (small rock oyster) is the source of this 662-nucleotide messenger RNA. RefSeq lists its product as uncharacterized. Lineage: Eukaryota; Metazoa; Mollusca; Bivalvia; Ostreida; Ostreidae. The coding region runs from base 1 to 660 and encodes 219 amino acids. The transcript has 4 exons. The record is from RefSeq and is a predicted model, not a curated record.
AUGAAGAAAUUUGGAGUAAGCCUUUGGUAUAUUCUGAAAGGAAAUAAGCCUAUUAUUUCUGAGGAAAAGUAUCGUUGCCUAUUUAAGCAAUUUCUUCAGAUGUUUGGAAUUGACGUCAUGGUAGAGCCUGAAAUAGAUACAGAAUCAACAGAGAUUUUUGGGAAGAAAGUUUCAGUAAAGGCAGAUAUUGUGUGCUUUAGUCCAAAAGAUGUGAAGAAAUACACUGUGGCAAUUUGUGAGGUGAAAAAGGAAUGCACUUUCAUGGAAGAAGAGACAGGAGUCACAGGACCAUCACUACAGAAAUUCAGAAGAACAGAAGAUUCUCCACAGAGAUCCCAGAGCUACCAUUUACCUGAUGGGUUACUUGCGCAACAUGUCGGUGACCUUUUGACCUACCUGGACAAAUCAAUAUGUAAUGGGGCAAUAUUAGGAAUGACUGUGGAAAAAACUAUGGUUACAUUUACAAGGUUAUCUGUGGCAGAUGAAACAAUGGAAAAACUUCAAAGAUCACAUGCUUCAGUGAAAUUAAAAGAAGAAGAAAGACCUGUUCUUUACUACAGUAAACCUUAUAAUUAUUUGCUGCUGGAGGAUAGAAAAGAAAUCGUAAAAGCACUUCUGACUCUUACUGUGAUGGAAAAAAGGCGAGCAAAAAAGUCUUGAUA